Molecule: messenger RNA, 1012 nt
Organism: Tarenaya hassleriana
Lineage: Eukaryota; Viridiplantae; Streptophyta; Magnoliopsida; Brassicales; Cleomaceae
Product: U-box domain-containing protein 36-like
Exons: 4
Coding region: 251-820 (189 amino acids)
Biological process (GO): protein ubiquitination
Molecular function (GO): ubiquitin-protein transferase activity
Source: RefSeq, a predicted model, not a curated record
AAUAGCUCUUCUUCUUGGUUCCCAGGCAAAAUUUUUAUACCUCUGUUGGAUUUUUUUAAGUAUUUGUCUUUGAGACAAUCCGAGCAAAACUUGAGGAAAUGUUUUGGUAAGUGCAACAGGAUUGAGCAACGUUAAAGAGGAACAUAAACACUUGUCUUGUCCCAGCACAGGGGAUGGGACUGCGAAUGAACAGAUCCAACAAGCUUUGGCCGAAAUCCGCAUCUUAAAUCAAAACCUGUCAGCAGAAACAAUGAGACGUGAGCGAGCUGAAUGGAAGGCGCUUGAAGAAAGCUGUGUGGCCGAGGAUAACAAACAUGCGUAUUUAGAGGAGUUGGAUCGAAGGAUAAAAGCCGAGGUAGCUUUGGCGAAAGAGAAAGAGAAAAAUACGAAGAUAACGUCGAUGCUAAUCGACCAUAUAGCGGAAUACGAGAGAAAGCUGGAAGCGAUGAAAGAGAAGAGGAACUCGGCUUUAGAGUUGUUGCAGAGAGUGAUGAGGGAACGUGACAUGGCGCUCGACGAAGCUAAGGAACUGUGGAGAAAUCUUGCAAACGAAUCAUCACUUGCAAAUGCAUCAUCCAUAUCCACCCAACCCCCUGAUCAUUUCAACUGUCCCAUCUCCCAUGAGGUCAUGGAAGAUCCACACGUGGCACGCGAUGGGUUCACAUACGAGAAGGCAAAUAUUAUAAGAUGGCUUCGGACCGGACGAAGUACUUCUCCCAUGACGAAGGAGAAUCUCUCAGAGACCGACCUUGUCCCCAACCAUCCUCUUCGAUCCGCCAUUCUUGAAUGGCGUAGACACCAUAUAUUUGAUCUCCUCUAAGUUUUCAUUUUAAAAAAAAAUCUUAUUCUCUCCGAAUCCUGCAUAUAUGUAUAUAUAUAUAUAUAUAUAUAUUUGUAAAUUCUCUCUAAUUGUGUGAUCAUUUUGUUCAUAUAAUAUGAUAUUGUGUGAUAAAGUGUUUGCGAGAUGUGUAUUUGCGCUGUGCGCUGUAAAUUUGUGAUGAAGCCAGUAAGA